Molecule: messenger RNA, 2386 nt
Organism: Poecilia reticulata (guppy)
Lineage: Eukaryota; Metazoa; Chordata; Actinopteri; Cyprinodontiformes; Poeciliidae
Gene: galns
Product: galactosamine (N-acetyl)-6-sulfatase
Molecular function (GO): arylsulfatase activity; N-acetylgalactosamine-6-sulfatase activity
Source: RefSeq, a predicted model, not a curated record
UUCGUUUCUUUCCUCGGGUACGUACUGCUCUGGCAGAUGAACGCUAACGCAACAAUCCUCUUCCGUGAUGAUGCUGGUGCUCAUAUGACUACAGCACAGCAAUGCGAGUAGUGUGUGCACCAACUUUAAUUCUCAUUAGCGUAACAAUAUGUUGUUCCUUGACAGAAAAGCUGUCAAAUGGUUCAUCAACAAACAUUAUCAUCAUGCUCAUGGAUGAUAUGGGCUGGGGGGACUUAGGGGUGCUUGGUCAGCCCUCCAAAGAGACCCCCAAUCUUGAUGCCAUGGCAGCUCAGGGGAUACUUUUAACAAACUUCUACACCGCAAACCCACUUUGUUCCCCAUCGCGAGCUGCGCUCCUCACUGGGAGGCUGCCUGUAAGGAAUGGAUUCUACACCACCAAUGCUCAUGCCAGGAAUGCUUACACGCCACAGGAGAUUGUGGGAGGAAUCUCCAAGGAUGAGAUUUUGUUGCCUGAAAUGCUAAAGAAAAACGGUUAUAUCAGCAAGAUUGUUGGCAAGUGGCAUCUGGGCCACAGGCCGCAGUACCUACCUCUGGAGCAUGGUUUUGACGAAUGGUUCGGUUCCCCAAACUGCCACUUCGGCCCUUACAACAGCAGCGUCCGACCCAACAUCCCCGUCUACAACAACUCUGAGAUGAUUGGAAGAUACUUUGAGGACUUUAAGAUCGAUCUACGGACCGGAGAGUCGAACCUCACUCAGAUGUAUUUGAUGGAGGGCCUGGACUUCAUACGGCGUCAGACUGAAGCCAAGCAGCCCUUCUUCCUUUACUGGGCCGCUGAUGCCACUCACUCCCCGGUCUACGCCUCCAAAAGCUUCCUGGGGAAGAGUCAGCGAGGCCGCUACGGAGACGCCAUCAUGGAGCUGGACCACAGCGUCGGUCAGAUCUUGUCUCUGCUGCAGAAUCUGGGCAUCGAGAAGAACACGUUUGUCUUCUUCACCUCAGACAACGGAGCGGCUCUAAUGUCGGGCCCACAAGAAAGUGGCAGCAACGGGCCGUUCCUCUGUGGGAAGGAAACAACGUUUGAGGGGGGCAUGAGGGAGCCCGCCAUCGCCUGGUGGCCUGGGCACAUCAAGGGAGGCGCGGUGAGUCUGCAGCCCGCGAACGUCAUGGAUCUCUUCACCACCAGCCUGGCGCUGGCCGGGAUCAGCCCCCCAGAUGACCGAAUGCUGGACGGACUGGACCUGACGCCAGUGCUGUUGAACGGCUCCCACCAACUCGACAACAGACCCAUUUUCUUUUACCGCGGCAACGAGAUGAUGGCUGUGAGGCUCGGACAGUACAAAGCGCACUACUGGACCUGGAGCAACUCGCUGGAGGAGCUCAAAGAGGGGAUAAAUUUCUGUCCAGGUCAAGAGGUUCCAGGUGUGACAACUCAUGAUCAGAAGGAGCACACACUUCAACCACUUAUUUUCCAUCUGGGGCGGGAUCCUGGGGAGAAAUACCCACUCAGCGUUUUGUCUAAGGAGUACCAGGAGGUUCUGUGCAGCGUCUCUGCAGUUGUGCAGCAGCAUCAGAAGACUCUGGCGCCCGGUAUGCCCCAGCUCAACAUGUGUGACCUCGCUGUGAUGAACUGGUCUCCUCCUGGCUGUGAGAAGUUGGGAAAGUGUCUGAAACCACCCACGUCUGCACCCUGGAAGUGCAACUGGCCACACUGAGACGCACGGACAAGACAGAGUCGAGAAAACAAACUUGAAGAUGUGCCUUACAGCACAUUAUGAACAAAUAUUUUUACUAAAGUAUAUUUUUGAAAUCUUUGCCAAAUCAUUCAUAUUCAUUGUUGCAGAAAAUGUUAUGGGAAUAAAUCAAGAGAAAUGUGGUGCUUCUUGAACUAAACAUUAAUUGUGCUGAAAGGGAUGAUAUAUUUAUGCUGAUUGAGCCUAAAAAGGGAUAAGUUGCCCUACAUUUUUUCAGUCUUCGCAUUUUGCACUAGAAAAUAAAUCUAUUUUGGUAUGAAGAUGAUGACUUUGUGGGAAGUCAGCUUUAGACAGAAGGUGUUUUCCUUUUUCUCCUCUUAUAGCCUGAUCCUUUCUUUCUUAGAUGUUUUUUUUUUAUCAUCAGGUAAAAUCAGUAGAUAAAAGUGGGCAUCUUUGUGCCUUUUCUGAUCGAUCUAACUUUUUACAUGUCCUGAAGAGAACAGCUCAGAACUUCAGAGCUUUUAUAAUUUGUACUUCAUUUGGGAAAACAAAUGAAGUACAAGUUAAAAGCCAUAUUUUGAAUCAUUCAUUCUUGUGUUCAAAAUCAGACUUGCUUUUUUUCUCUUCUGUUUAUUCACAUUCACUUUAUUCUAUGUGUCCUUUCUGGCUGUUUGGGAUAUUGUUUCAAUUUUCUGUUUUGCGUUAUUUAAAAAUACAAAGUGUUGUCCAAC